Dentiscutata erythropus is the source of this 1713-nucleotide messenger RNA. The record is from the annotation of a GenBank genome assembly. Lineage: Eukaryota; Fungi; Glomeromycota; Glomeromycetes; Diversisporales; Gigasporaceae.
AUGAUCAAACACUCCACAGAAAGCUUCCAAAAGCACUAUCAUGAUGGUUUAGCCGCUUUUAGAAAACAAGAAUUUGAGAAAGCGCAGACCUAUUUUACGAAGGCAAUCGGACUAGACCCAAAUAAUAUUCAACUUUAUGAUUCUCGUGCAGCGACUCGUGAAAAACUUGGUCAGCUUACUUCUGCCUUGCAAGACGCUGAAAUUAUGAUGAAUUUAGAAAAGACUUCGGCCAAGGGUUAUCUUCGUGCCGGUAAACUAUACCGACUACUAGGUCAAAAUGAUAUGGCACUAGAUAUAUACAAUAUGGGUAUUAAAGAAGUUAAACAAAAUGAUCAAUUAUUAUCGUUAUUACAUAAGCUUGCUAAAGAGAUGCAAGAAAAAUUACAGAAAUCGACUGUCAAUAAAUCCACCAAAACCUGCGAUUUAGUAGUAAUGCUUCCGACUGAACUUGCACAUUGGAUUUUCGAAUGUUUACCUUUGGCUAGUAUUUGUAAAGCGUCGAUCGUUUCCAAACGUUGGCGAAAUUUUAUUAUCAAUUCACAAUGUUUAUGGAGAAAUCUAGAUUUCACGCUUAAUCGAUCCGAAGUUACUGACCGGGUUGUUAGUACAUAUGUGAAUCGUGGAAAACUACAAAUUCGGAAAUUUAUAUGUCAUAAUGCUGGAAAACUUAGUGAUAAAACUUUAAAGACUUUUAGAGCGGUUCCGUGCUAUCAUCUGAAAACAUUUGAAUUAAAUUUCAAUACGACGAUUACUGAGACUGCAAUCGUUAUUUUCAUUCGUACGAUUGGUUUAGAAUUAAAAAUAAUUGAUUUUUCAAAUACUCAUAUUACCGAUAGGGCAGUUAGAACAAUAUUAAUGCACUGCUCUCAACUUGAAACAUUAAAGUUAUCAGUAUGUACUAAGAUAACUUCUCAAGCGUUCGAUCUAGGUGAAGGACAAUGUAAAGCGUUAGCAGUUCAAGAUAUCGACUUAAACGGCUGUCAAUGGAUUAACACAACAGUAGUUUCCUUUAUGCUAAUUCUAUUUCCAAAUAUCACACGCCUAAAUAUCCAUGGAAUUUCCGGAAUAACAACACGAACGCUGGCCGACCUGGCCCAUUUCUCGAAUCUGGAAUCCAUUAGUAUGUUUGGAAAUAUGUAUGAGGAUGGAUUAUGCAUAGAAAAUGCGUUCAUAAUUUUUACAUCAGCAUGUUCGCUGCUUCGGCAAUUUGUUUUGGAGGAAUGUCCAGAUUUAACUGAUAAAUGCGUCCUAUAUUUGGUGACGUCUUGUAUUAAUCUGGAAGAGCUUACUUUGAACGGAAGUUAUAAAUUAACUGAUGAAGCGACUCAACAUAUCGGAAAACAUUGUAAACAAUUAAAAGUCCUUAGAAUAGGAAAGUCACCGGGAAUUACUGAUUCAGGCAUUAAUGAAAUGUUGGACUUGGGAUUUGGGUCUUUAUUGGAAAUUAUUGAAUUGAAACAGAAUAACAUAACCGACAAUUCAUUGAAGAAAUUGGCAGAUUGCUGUGUUAAUCUCAAGGAGGUUAACGUUAAUUGGUGUUCUAAUAUAACCGGAUGUGGUGUGGCAUACUUGGUUAAAAAAUGUGGGGAAUCGAUGAAAUAUCUGUCCAUGGUGGAUUGUUUUAAUGUUGCACCUGAUGCAGCUGAUCUUGCUAGGAAAGUGCUCGGACAGCAUGGUGGCAUGGUCAACUACUUGUUUCGUGCUUUACGUUAA